AACCUGCCCAGCUCGGUGAAAUGCCGAGUCACCACCCUCAAAAAGCUUCAGAAACGAUGCGGUAAGAUAGAAGCCAAAUUUGAUAAGGAAUUCCACGCUCUGGAAAAAAAGUACAGUGACAUCUACCAGCCCUUACUUGCAAAGAUCCAUGAGCUCACUGGCGAAAUGGAGGGAUGUGUGUGGACCUUAGAAGCUGAGGAGCCCGAGGAGGAGAAGGAUGAGGAGAAGGAGCAGGAGGAAGACGAGGAGUCGAACGAUGAGGAUCCCCACUCUGCGGUGUCCGAUGACGCCGAAAAUAAGAGGGGCAGAAAUCGAAAAGGAAAAAAAUAG
Messenger RNA from Orycteropus afer afer, 330 nucleotides. Lineage: Eukaryota; Metazoa; Chordata; Mammalia; Tubulidentata; Orycteropodidae. The record is from RefSeq and is a predicted model, not a curated record.